AACUCUAACAGGAUCAUAAGUUCGAGUUCGUUUUCUGCACAUGCACAAUGUCGGACUAACUGUAGUUUUGUGAAGAAACACAUAGUUAUUAUUUUAUACUCUUUGAGUUAAAUAAAUAAAUUCUAAAUAUGUGUCGGCAGAUCUGUCUGUUAGUCCUGUUGGCAGGAUGGACAUCGGGAGAUUCCUUGUUUAAUGCCAAAUUAAAUUACCAACCCAUGGAUGAAUUUUUCGAGCCUCGACAUCGCGGUCACCUAUUUUUGCCGCCAUGCGUCAAAGAUUUGAUGAACUGCUGGGAAGUCAACAACCCGGACGUCCUGUGUAAACAGAACGGGACCAAGCCCAUUAUGGUUGUACGUUUUGACACUAUUUGUAUGGACUUAAGAUAUCAGUGCCGCGAGUACAUGGGAUACCAACCGUUCCCAAAUAAUAGAGGCAACCUUUCUACUCUGUUCACUUACUGCGGAACUAAUUCUUAUGCAAAACAAUUGCCAUUAAAAGAGACGCAAUAUUGGGUGAAAAACGAUACAAUUACAACAACUGCUAAACCUGCUGGUUAAAUAAAUAAUAAUAAUAAUAAAAACAACCUAAGAAUUAAAAUAAAUAAAGAGAAUAACAAAAAAAACAUGAGAUUUUUUUUUAUUAAAAAUGGAUGGUGAA
Messenger RNA from Leguminivora glycinivorella, 657 nucleotides. RefSeq lists its product as uncharacterized. The transcript has 4 exons. NCBI's taxonomy places the organism in Eukaryota, Metazoa, Arthropoda, Insecta, Lepidoptera, Tortricidae. The coding region runs from base 129 to 557 and encodes 142 amino acids. The record is from RefSeq and is a predicted model, not a curated record.